GUCACCAGGCCGGAACGGAGGUUGCGGCUCAGAGGUUCCAGGGAUUGGUACGGACCUUUAAUCGGUGCUGUACACCGGAACUGGAGCGCGGGGCGGUUUGUGUCUGGGAGGCGGAAGGAGCCGGAGGUUUAUUUGGAGGGAAAGUGGCGGCGGCUCCGGAACGUGGCCGUUGGCCUCUGGUACUUCAUGGCCGGCUCUUUGGACUUCAAAACCCAUGCGGACCAGGCAUGCAGAGCAGCAGAUGAGUUUGUCAACAUUUAUUAUGACACAAUGGACAAGAGGAGGAGAGUCUUAACAAAAUUAUACCUGGAUACAGCGAACCUAGUGUGGAAUGGAAAUGCAAUAUCAGGCCAUCAAGCACUCGCUGAAUUUUUUGAAAUGUUGCCUUCUAGUGAAUUUCAAGUAAACAUGCUGGAUUGUCAACCUGUUCAUGAACAAGCUACUCAAGGGCAGACCACUGUGCUUGUGGUCACCUGUGGAACAGUGAAAUUUGAAGGAAAUAAACAGCGAUACUUCAAUCAAAAUUUCUUGCUCACAGCACAAGUAGCCCCACAAAAUACCGUGUGGAAAAUUGCAAGUGAUUGUUUCCGCUUCCAGGACUGGGCCAGUUAAUUCAUGGUCUUAAAUAGGAAAUUGAUGAAUUGACACUGCUUUGGAUUUAAUUCUGGAAUUAAAUGGUGGAAGCGAUUAAGGAAUAAAAAGUACAAGAACUGUGUGAAGCAUUGUGACCAAAGUAACAAAAAGAGGGAAAGGGCACCUGGGAUCAUCCUCUCGUAAAGAAGCUUAUGGCCAUUGCAUAUGGUACUGAUAUUCAGUAUUUUGUAGGUAGUAUUUGACAACAGCACACCCUGCGGUCUAAAGUCUGUGAUUUUAAUAUGAAAUCUGACACUUAUUAUCACUUUUUCAUUUGCUUUGUAUACCAUGCUGUUUGAAACAGACUUCAGUAAAUAAAUUUAUUUGUUCCUGA
Chiloscyllium plagiosum (whitespotted bambooshark) is the source of this 967-nucleotide messenger RNA. It is a transcript of the gene nxt2, whose product is annotated as nuclear transport factor 2-like export factor 2. Gene Ontology annotation, biological process: nucleocytoplasmic transport. The record is from RefSeq and is a predicted model, not a curated record. Lineage: Eukaryota; Metazoa; Chordata; Chondrichthyes; Orectolobiformes; Hemiscylliidae.